AUACUGCUUUCAAACAGCAGAGGUUACCUGCAUGGCAGCCAAUUUUAACAGCUGGGACAGUGUUACCAGCAUUCUUCAUUGUGGGAAUUAUCUUCAUACCUCUUGGUGUUGGAUUUCUUGUUACGUCAAACAAUGUGAAGGAGAAAAUCUUAAAUUACACCGACUGUGAGCAAGACAAUGGAGAGACUUGUCCUGUGUUUUUUACCAAUGUGACAGAGCUUGGAAAUACUUGCAUAUGUAAGAUUCCUUUCAACUUGACAGAGGAUUAUAAAAAACAAGUGUAUAUCUACUACCGCCUGGAAAACUAUUAUCAGAAUCAUCGCCGUUAUGUCAACUCUCGAGAUGACCUUCAACUGUUAGGCCAAAAAGUAACUGAGCCAGCAAAAGAGUGUGCCCCAUACCAGUUUGAAGAAACCAAUAGAACAGGAGAACUGGAAAGUGUAGCUAUUUUGCCUUGUGGAGCAAUUGCAAACAGUCUCUUCAAUGGUACAUUUUUUUGUAAUUGAAAGCAUUUUUAAGAGGGAAAGUUUUUGCCCAAUUUUAUUUAGUUAUGAACAAUGAUAUAAUAAAAAUUGAACUAAAAAGUAAACCAUUUGUUA
Molecule: messenger RNA, 599 nt
Organism: Anneissia japonica
Lineage: Eukaryota; Metazoa; Echinodermata; Crinoidea; Comatulida; Comatulidae
Product: cell cycle control protein 50A-like
Exons: 3
Cellular component (GO): endoplasmic reticulum; plasma membrane; Golgi apparatus
Source: RefSeq, a predicted model, not a curated record